AAAAAACAAAACCACACAAUUUUCUCUUUCUCUUUCUCUCUCUGCUUUCCCCUUUCUUCCCCACUCGCUUUCUCCAUUGGAGCUGCUCUCGUUAAUUAGCAGGUUGCAGCGGUUAAUUGCCUUUUCGAAUCACCUUAUUGAGCUCGGGGACAGCGUCGGUGGAGAUUUCGAUACCUUCAUGCACGAUCAGAUGGAGAUCGGAGGUUCUGAGCUGUUGUGACGCCAUGGCUAUCUCCGAAGGUUAAGGCAACGUGCGGUUCGUUUUGGUGAGGUUUCUGGAUAAGGAGUUACCUACUGCUUGUUUUACUGUACUUCCUUGUUUCGGAUUCGGAGAUGCGUUUCUCUUUCCUUGCUCUAUUUCGCUAUCUAUGGUUCCACUUCUAAUCCUGCUUCUCUGACUACCGGCUUAGUUGAAUUAAAUCCAAAGCUUGUUUACUUUUAUUAGUACUAGUGUUACUUUAUCAAAUCCUGUACAAUAACACCACCACCACCACGGCCAAGUUGUUUGGCACUAUUACUGGAAGUGAUGGACGAAAGCACCAUCUUUAUAUGAAACCGAUCUUGGUUUCGUGUUAAGAUGGACCCUUAUUCAUCCGGAGAAGAUGUUAUCGUUAAGACAAGGAAACCUUACACAAUUACUAAGCAGCGCGAGCGAUGGACUGAAGAGGAGCAUAAUAGGUUUCUAGAAGCUCUCAAGCUCUAUGGGCGUGCUUGGCAGCGAAUAGAAGAACAUAUAGGAACCAAGACUGCUGUGCAGAUAAGAAGUCAUGCACAGAAGUUUUUUACAAAGUUGGAAAAGGAGGCCAUUGUUAAAGGAGUUCCAAUUGGGAAAUCUCUUGACAUCAAAAUCCCUCCACCACGGCCUAAAAGAAAACCGAACAAUCCUUAUCCUCGGAAGACAAGCGCGGGAACUUCUGCUUCCCAAGUGGGGGUGAAUGAUGGGAAAAUAUCAAACCCAGUUUCUUCCUCAUGUCAGAGUAAAGUAACCAUGGAACUUGAGAAACCUUCCGACGAUGAGAAAAUUGGAAACAGUAAAGAAUACUAUGACAAGGAUGAUUGCUUUGAGGCUUUCACUCUCAAGACAGCUCCCUGUGAAUUUCCAUCUUCAGCAAACAAAAUCGCAUCUGUAUCUGAUGCUCCUAAGAACUCAUGUACUUUUAGGCAAUAUAUCCCACUUUCGGGAGAAGCAGUGGAUCAGGAUGAAACAGCUGCAUCCCAGGUCACUACUGAAGCCAAAGGAUUUCAGAUUGAGAAGUCUGUUAAUGACCAGCCUCUUCAGGAUAAGCUCGUGUUCAAGAUUUCAAAUGAUGAGCUGAAGCAGUCUGAAAAUGAUGAUACAGUAGGAACUGCCGAUGCCCCUGCCACACAAAAUUAUCCUCGCCAUGUCCCUGUGCACAUUUUGGAUGGGAGCUUAGGAAUGAGGGCAUUCGAUAUCUCCCAGGAUACAUCGUAUGCAGAUUCUGCAUUUUGUCAAAUGGGUGGCGUCCUUGCUCCUCAAAAUCAUUUCACGAAUCCAGCUGCUUCUGGUAUUUCUGAGCAUUAUGAUAGUGCAUCAAAAUCUUCGGUUCACCAGUCAUUCCCCAGUUAUCAUCCAGUCUUCGCUCCUAUCCAAAGUCAAGAUGAUUACCAGUCGUUUCUGCAUUUAUCAACCACAUUUUCCAGUCUUAUUGUAUCUGCUCUAUCGCAAAAUCCUUUAGUCUAUGCUGCAGCUACCUUUGCAGCAACUUCGUGGCCUUCUCUGAAUCCGGAAGCUUCAGUUAAACAAUCUACAGCCUCAGCUGCGGCGUUUCAAACAAGGCCUGUAACUACGACUCCUAGUUUGGCUGCACUUGCUGCAGCUACCACAGCAGCGGCAACUGCAUGGUGGGCAGCUCAUGGCCUACUUCCUUUAUGUGCUCCGUAUCAUCCUGGCUUUACGUCUUCUCCUGCAUCAGCAUCGGCAGCUCCAAUGGCUUGCAGCCAAGAUCAAGCUGUAAACAGUGAAAAAAGAGAGAGCAGUCCUGAUCCUGCCUUAGGUGGUCAACAACUUGAACCAGAAUGCUCCGAGGCUCUUCACAAAAAGCAAUCAGUUUCAAAGUUGCCAACAUUAUCAUCAUCAGAUUCUGAAGAAAAUGAAGGCGUGAAACUGAAUGUUGGAUUAGCCGCUCCUGGGACAGAAAAGGCCGAGGCUACCGGUGAGCUGCAAGAUGUAGACAAGUCCAAGAGCAAAAAGCCAGCGGACCGUUCUUCAUGUGGAUCGAACACUCCCUCCAGCAGUGAAGUAGAAGCUGAUCCUACAGAAAAGCAUGCAGAAGGAGAAGAGGAAAAACAGACAGAGGAACAAGAGAAGCAGGAUGACAUAGAUGCUGCAAUGAAUCCUUUUGGUGAUCCAUUUAAUCGACGUUGUAGAAGCACAAUUAAUGUCAGUGACUCCUGGAAGGAAGUAUCAGAUGAGGGCCGGCUGGCGUUUCAAAAACUCUUCUCUAGACAAGUAUUGCCCCAGAGCUUUUCACCACCUCAUGCGAAUAAAGGCAACAUCAACUGCCUCAGAGAAAAUGAGAAAGCCGAAAAGGGACUCCAGUUAGACCUAAAUAGUACGACUUGGGGUUCCUUUUCCCAGAAGAAAGGCGAGGAAGAUGGCGCAUCUGUGAUUGGCGAGAACAAGGAAAAGGAAGGCCUGUACACUGGACUGGGACAGUGUAAACUAUCAGCGCGCAGAACUGGAUUCAAACCUUACAAGAGGUGUUCAGUGGAGGCAAAAGAGUGUGGUGUGUCAGGAAACGGCCAUGAUGAAGAGAAAUGCCCCAAGAGAUUGCGCGUGGAAGGAGAGGCUUCUACUUGAUGUUGAGGAUUAUACGUGUAAAGCUGCUGCGCCGUCUUUGGUAUUGCAUUUUUUUCGCUUCGUUCUGUGUUAUGUGUCGAGUUUAAUGUAUUGAUUGAAAGAACUACGUCGUAUCGGUAAAUUUGGUGUAGUUGUUGUUGUGUCUAGGAGACUAAGCAAAUGUAAUUCAAAUAAUGGACAUAUAUAUUCCUCAGUCACACUUUUCUACUUUGCUUCUUAACAA
Molecule: messenger RNA, 3044 nt
Organism: Salvia splendens (bonfire salvia)
Lineage: Eukaryota; Viridiplantae; Streptophyta; Magnoliopsida; Lamiales; Lamiaceae
Product: protein LATE ELONGATED HYPOCOTYL
Exons: 8
Coding region: 578-2821 (747 amino acids)
Molecular function (GO): DNA binding
Source: RefSeq, a predicted model, not a curated record